Messenger RNA from Saccharomyces mikatae IFO 1815, 1761 nucleotides. RefSeq names its product protein kinase TDA1 (gene TDA1). The coding region runs from base 1 to 1761 and encodes 586 amino acids. NCBI's taxonomy places the organism in Eukaryota, Fungi, Ascomycota, Saccharomycetes, Saccharomycetales, Saccharomycetaceae. The transcript has a single exon. Gene Ontology annotation, molecular function: calcium/calmodulin-dependent protein kinase activity; ATP binding; calmodulin binding. Gene Ontology annotation, biological process: protein phosphorylation; cellular response to oxidative stress. The record is from RefSeq and is a predicted model, not a curated record.
AUGACUACCACCAGUACUUCUGCCUCCCAGCUACAGCAGCACCUGUCGGAAGACAAACCUUGGCCGCAACUGAGUGGCUGCAACGAAGACGCCCAAACCUUUAAAUGCAAAUACGUCACUAACCAUAACUCAUUGGGCGAUGGGAAUUUCAGUGUGGUGAAAGAAUGUAUGAAUAUACACACAAGGGAUUUGUAUGCGAUGAAGCUUAUUAAGAAAAAGACUGUUAUAAACAAAAUUCAGCUUAUUCAAAGGGAAUUCGACUUAUUGAGGUUAAUAAGCGAGAAAAUCAGAGAUAUGGAAAAGAAGAAUGAGCAUUCCUUGGACAUAUUUGAGGGACAUCACCAUAUUUUACAACUUUUCGACUAUUUUGAAACUGCAGACAACAUUGUACUGAUCACUCAACUCUGCCAGAAGGGUGACCUGUAUGAAAAAAUCGUUGAAAAUCAGUCUUUGGACCUCGAGACUCAAGUUACAUCAUAUUGCGCCUGUUUAGUAAGUGUCCUGGAGUUUUUACAUUCGCAAGGUAUUGUUCACAGAGAUUUGAAGGCAGAAAAUGUUUUAUUUAGAUUAAGGGUGAACGAAAGCGAAAAAAACCUACAAGGUGAACACCAUGGAGAUUUCAAGUACGAUCUUUUGGCACAUGAUUUAGUUCUCGCCGAUUUUGGACUUGCUGCCGAAUUUAACACAACGAAGGUAAACUCUUUAAAAGAGUUUGUCGGGACUAUCUCAUACAUUGCUCCCGAAAUCGUAAAAUGUAAAGGUGUCGGUGACAUGACUCCUGAUCAAGUUGACAAAUUAGAGAAGUAUGGCUGUCCAGUCGAUAUAUGGGCUCUCGGUGUGUUGACAUAUUUUAUGGCAUUCGGUUAUACACCUUUCGAUUGUACUACGGACGACGAGACUCUGGAAUGUAUUUCCAAAUGCGACUAUUAUGUCGAUGAACAGAUGAUGCAUGACCCCAAAUACGAACAGUUUUGGAAUUUUGUCCAAUGCUGUUUUACCGUCGAUCCUACCGUUAGGCGUUCUGCCACCAAUUUAAAGCAGCACCCUUUUAUCAAGAAUUAUUUUGCUACUUCAAAUUCUCUACACUCGAAGGACACACCGAACUUCGCCUUUAACCCGACAAUCAGAAGAGUAUCUUCUACGGCGUCCAUGCACACUUUAAGGUCUCCGUCGAAAUCGAGAAAGACAACUACUUUGGCAUAUUUAAAUAUGGAUGGCGGUUCCUCAGAAACCUCUACUGCUUUUAGCAGCAAGAUGGAUUUGCCUGACCUUUACGUUGACAGAACCAUUAACUCUCGUGAACGAUCACUAAAUAGAAUCAGAGACACUCUGAAGAAAACACUGUCCAUGACAUCGCUUAAGUCUGCGGGUACAUUUGAUUAUCUUCAUGCCAAUAAAAAUGGUACUUCAUUAUCAUCAUCCAAAUCUGGACUUGUGAAAAAAAAUUCGACAUUCGUUUUGGAUCCUAAGCCACCGAAGAAUAGUUUGAUGAAUGGUUGCUUUAGUACUACACCAGAAUCCCGCUCAAAUUUUGAUACCCCUAAAAAUCUAUCCAGACAAGGCUCCUCUACUAGUGUAAAGAAAUACGUUAAUGAGGUAGACUUGCUUCUAACACCACGGACAGCUUCGAUGAGCAGUAAUGAUACCACAGCUAUCAACGAUAACGAUAUCAAUAACGAUAAGAAUUCUGCAAGAAAACAUACAGCUUCAUUCCAGGUGAAUGUUGAUGAUUCUGAUGGUGAUGAAACCAUGCAUAUAUAG